Messenger RNA from Rotaria sp. Silwood2, 2139 nucleotides. The record is from the annotation of a GenBank genome assembly. NCBI's taxonomy places the organism in Eukaryota, Metazoa, Rotifera, Eurotatoria, Philodinida, Philodinidae.
UCGAGAUUGGUCAUGGUAUAUGACCAACGUAAAAAACAUUCUUUUAGCACAUUCGUAUCUUAGAAUAGAAGAUACCAAAAGAUCUAAAACUUUGACAAUAAACUAUUCUCAUUAAGGUAUGUCAUUAUACAAAAUUUCAAGUUGAAAUUCAAAACUUUGUUUUUUCGAUGUUCCUCAGAGUAGAGUCUGUUACGUCUAAAUUUCUUCGGAUCCAGUUAACAAAAAAAUUUCAGAGUUGAAUCAAUUCGCCAGGUUCUAUCUAAGGAAAGUCAUGGUAUUCUAUAUGGUACUUGGUCAGUAAUAAAGUAUUAGGCUGAACUUGUUUCAUUCUAUUCAUAGCUAAUUAGAACCUACAUGAUGCACAUGGUUCCGACUCAAAAGUGAUUUUACACUUAGAAAUGUUUGUCUCAUUAGCAGACAAGCUCAUCUCACUAUCAGAUUUAUAUGGAAAGAGUUCGAGACCAAAGUUCCAGAUCUUGAUUUUAUGAUAAGAGUAGAAUGUUGUUGGAAAACUGUAUUAACAAGUUAAUAUAUAUGAGAUGAAUUGCAAAUAGUGUCGAUUUCCUGUCAGGCUGUUUUUCUAGUCUGCACAUUUACAUAUUUGAGAAGAAAAUUUGAAUUGAAAAGCUUUUUGCCAUCUGCAAAGAUUUUCUUACGAGUACUCGGCUUGAUAUUAUAUCUAACUAAAUAUAUUCAUUCUAUAUUUUGUUCGCAUCACUAUUAUUAAUUAUAUUUCUGAUUAUUAAGAAAAAAAGGUUUUUCUCAUGUCGUAUAAGAACAAAGUGAAAGUUUUUGAUAAUACUGCGAUAAAACUAUUAAACCAAUUGAAUAAGAUUAUAGCUGUUUGUAAAAUGGCUUGAUUAAAAGAAAUUCAUCUUUUUCACAGCGGUCACUUGAAGAUCUGAAGUUAUCUAUUAUUAUUAUUAUUAUUAGUUUUAAAAAAAUUGAAUAAGUCGAAAAUAAUAACAAGCUGAUUUUAAUUAUCUAAGAGAAAUAUCCCAUAGAAAUAAAUUCAAGUCGAUCUUUUGGUUAAAAAAAGCCGACAUCAGAGAUACCUUUGAGAUUUAUCAUAGUGCCAAGAAAUUUUUAGAUUUUUUUAUCUAUAUUUAAAAUAUUGGAAUCGAUAUCGUAUUAAUAGAAUAUAAAAUCGACUUGAAUUUUAAAAAUAAAAUAAAAAUUUGAGAAAGAAAAAUCUAAUUAAACGAUAUUUGUUUAGUUAGUCAUUAAAACAAACAAAGAAGAAUGUUGAUUUCAUGUUCUAUUCUAUAAUAGUUAUUUUUCAUACAGGAAAAAUAUAAUAAUAACAUAACAUUAGACUAUAGACAAUUAUUUUUCUCAUUUAUUCUUUUUUCAUCACUUCUAUUAUGAAGAUAACUGUUGAUUUUUUCAAUAAUAUUGAUUUGUUAUCUUUAUAGUUUUUUGUUCUAAUAUAGUUCAAAAAUAACUUUCAUCUUAAAAAAAUAAAAAUGUUUCGAACUUUUCUCGUUUAUGAUACCAUAACCUAGGCUUUAUUAUAUAUAUUAUUGAUUUUAUUACAUUUAUUAUUUCAUAAAAUAAUCAAUCAUCCAUAAUAAUCUAUAAAUUAAUAAAAAACUAUAAUUGAUUUGUUAUUCUUUUAUAGAACCAGUUGUAUUUAUAUGCGAAAAAAGAGUAUGUUCAACAAAUGGAAUUGUUCUUCAUGAUUCAUCGAUUAACGACGAUGUUGAUAGUGAAUUUGAAUCAUACGAUUAUUCUCAUGAUACAGUUAAAUGUGAUGUAGAAAAACGAAAAUAUAUUCGAGCAUGUCUUGCCGAUUUACUAUCAACAGAUAAAAUAGGUCAAUUAGAAUCAGCUUUACAUAUGUUACCAUCAUUAAUUGAAAUGUAUAAGAUCGAAUGUGAAGAAGUUGCUUUAGAAUUAGUUCGUAUAUUAUUAUUGUAUAAUAGUACAUUUACUAUAGAAAAUUUUCCAGAAUUACAAUUAAAUGAUUUAAUAACAUUAUGUGAAAAUUAUCCAUUAUUAAUAAGUGAUUAUUUAUGUCAAAAAUUUUAUAAAAAAAAUUAUACAACUAAUCAACGAAGUCUUAUACUUAAAACAAUUCAAGAAACAGCAACAAAAUUAUCACAAAUUAAUCGAAUACGAAAAAAAAAUUCAAGCUGA